AAACCCCAGGCGUCCGCGCCGUGACAGGGCGUGGUGAGCCGAUGUGGACUACACCUCCCAUGAAGCCACGCGCAGUAUACCAGGCCUCCUCUUGUGGCGCGGGAGCAUUGUGGGAUUGGAUGAGUCAAGAUGGACUACAGGGACGUUGCAGGAAAGGCUAACCGGUGGUUUGGGGUUGCCCCUCCCAAGUCAGGAAGAAUGAACAUGAACAUACUUCACCAGGAAGAGCUCAUUGCUCAGAAGAAAAGGGAAAUUGAAGCCAAAAUGGAGCAGAAAGCCAAGCAGAAUCAGGUGGCCGGCUCUCAGCCCCCACAUCCUGGCGAAUUUGCGAAUGUGCACAACUCUUCCAUUUCCAACAAGUUUGCCAACGACGGCAGUUUCUUGCAGCAGUUUCUGAAGUUGCAGAAGGCACAGACCAGCACAGAUCCCCCUCCCAGUACGCCCAGUGCCCCUCCUCGUGUGCUCCCCAGAGCUGGGAAGAGACCCCCCCUUAUCAGCAGCCCACCAGGCCAGGUGAAGAACUACAUGCAUGCCAAGCAGCUGCCAGUGGCCAGCCGCCCGAGUGUCUUCCAGUCUCCUGAUGAGGAGGAGGAGGAGGACUACGAGCAGUGGUUGGAGAUCAAAGUUUCACCCCCAGAGGGAGCCGAGACUCGAAAAAUCAUAGAGAAAUUGGCCCGCUUUGUGGCAGAAGGAGGCCCCGAGUUAGAAAAAGUAGCUAUGGAGAACCACAAGGAUAACCCGGCAUUUUCGUUUUUACACGAUAAGAAUAGCAGGGAAUUCCUCUACUACAGAAAGAAGAUAGCUGAGAUCAGAAAGGAAGCAGAGAAGUUGCAGGCAGUCUCCCAGAAAGUUUCACCCCCAGAGGACGAAGAGACCAAGAAUCUUGCAGAAAAGCUGGCCAGGUUCAUAGCAGAUGGUGGUCCCGAGGUGGAAACCAUCGCUCUCCAGAACAACCGUGAGAACCAGGCAUUCAGCUUUCUGUAUGAACCCAACAGCCAAGGGUAUAAGUACUACCGCCAGAAGCUGGAGGAGUUCCGAAAAGCCAAGGCCGGCCCCCCAGGCAUUCCCAUGGCACCCGACCUUGGCCUGAAGCGCAGAUCCCCUUCUGAAACUCUGUUGGGGUCUGUGCCCUCCACUGCUGUCUGCCCUACCUCAUCUGCCCUCUCACCUGCGGUCCCUCCAGCCCCACCUGCCACUGGAAAGCCUACUGCCACAGCCACUGUAAAGAGGAAGCGAAAGAGCCGGUGGGGGCCUGAAGAGGACAAGGUGGAGCUCCCACCUGCUGAGCUGGUACAAAAGGAUGUGGACGCCUCUCCCUCACCUCUAUCAGUUCAGGACCUCAAGGGGCUGGGCUACGAGAAGGGGAAGCCCGUCGGUCUGGUGGGUGUCACAGAGCUGUCAGACGCCCAGAAGAAGCAGCUGAAAGAACAGCAGGAGAUGCAGCAGAUGUAUGACAUGAUCAUGCAGCAUAAGCGCGCGAUGCAGGACAUGCAGCUGCUGUGGGAGAAGGCGCUCCAGCAGCAUCAGCAUGGCUAUGACAGUGACGAGGAAGUGGACAGCGAGCUGGGCACCUGGGAGCACCAGCUACGGCGCAUGGAGAUGGACAAGACUCGGGAGUGGGCCGAGCAGCUGACACAGAUGGGCAGGGGCAAGCACUUCAUUGGGGACUUCCUGCCGCCGGAUGAGCUGGAGAAGUUCAUGGAGACCUUCAAGGCCCUGAAGGAGGGCCGCGAGCCUGACUACUCAGAGUACAAGGAGUUCAAGCUGACGGUGGAGAACAUUGGCUACCAGAUGCUGAUGAAGAUGGGCUGGAAGGAGGGUGAUGGGCUGGGCUCAGAGGGCCAGGGCAUCAAGAACCCGGUCAACAAAGGCACCACCACGGUGGACGGUGCCGGCUUUGGCAUUGACCGGCCGGCCGAGCUCUCCAAGGAGGACGACGAGUAUGAGGCCUUCCGCAAGAGGAUGAUGCUGGCCUACCGCUUCCGGCCCAACCCACUGAACAACCCCCGACGGCCUUACUACUGAGUAUUCUGGAGAAACACAACAACGUGCUUCCAAACAACCAGCCGUCCCUGGACUAUGGAAUGUUCCGGCCUACAUUCCUGCCCACCCUUCCUGUUGUCGCGAGUGUCAUACUGUGUAUUAAAAGUCCCAGUGCUUGCCCAUGGAGGCAGCCUGGUCCUGUCA
Manis pentadactyla (Chinese pangolin) is the source of this 2187-nucleotide messenger RNA. It is a transcript of the gene SUGP1, whose product is annotated as SURP and G-patch domain containing 1. Gene Ontology annotation, cellular component: nucleoplasm. The record is from RefSeq and is a predicted model, not a curated record. The transcript is spliced from 14 exons. The coding region runs from base 130 to 2025 and encodes 631 amino acids. Gene Ontology annotation, molecular function: RNA binding. NCBI's taxonomy places the organism in Eukaryota, Metazoa, Chordata, Mammalia, Pholidota, Manidae. Gene Ontology annotation, biological process: RNA processing.